This is a messenger RNA of Musa acuminata subsp. malaccensis (wild Malaysian banana), 1513 nucleotides long. RefSeq lists its product as uncharacterized. Lineage: Eukaryota; Viridiplantae; Streptophyta; Magnoliopsida; Zingiberales; Musaceae. The record is from RefSeq and is a predicted model, not a curated record.
UUUUUUCGUUCUUCUCUUUCCGCUCGAUCCUUUCCUCGUCGUUGGAGUCCAACGCCCUGCAGUGUUCUCUCUGCAAACACUUCCACGUCGAAUCAAGCGUGCCCCGUGAGGUACACAGGCCGCCAUUGACGCUCCUCCAUCGUUAGUUCUGAUAUGGAGGCAGUACAUGAGUUCGAAGACUGGGAAGUGCUGUCCUCCUCCUCCUCCGCCGCGAGUGACGGCUUCGUAGUUAUACAUGGAACCGCGGAUGACGUCAGGUCCGAGAACUUUGAUUCCGACGCGAGGACGCCCACCCCAUCCUCGUCGGAGGAGCAGGAGGAGGAGGAGAGCGGAGAUGGGGGACUCGAUUCGGAUUACCUCAGAUGGGGCUUCCCUGAUUCAGAUUCCGAGCGUGCUGCUGACGGACGAGAGGAAUUGGUGGUUUCCUAUCGCGAGGAUUCCAACGCCGAGUACGAGACGAAGAUGAUCGAUUGGAGCCACGGAGAGGCAAUGGCUGGCUACGAUCACGAGGGUUCCAACUCCGAUGACGAGACAAAGACGAUCGAUUUGAGGCAUGGAGGGGAUUUGAUGACGCAGCGUGCUGCUGAACGGGGAGACGAAACGGUGGUCUCCGAUCUCGAAGAUUCCAACGAGAGGCAGAUGAUCGAUUCAAGCGAUGGAGGGGACUCGAUGACGCAAUCGAGUUCUAGUGAUGACCUGAUCCUGAAAGAGUCGUGCUCUAACGGGAUCGACGGCAUUCGUGGGGCUAACGAGAUAGAGCAUGAGGAAGCCUGGGAGUUGACAUCAGAUGAGAUUGAGGAGUUGAAAGAGGAGUAUGGGGAGACCGAUGCUUCUGGUAUUAGUGGUUGUUGUGGAGAAGAGAGGAGAGGAGUGAUGUGGUGGUCGAUGCCAUUCCGAAACCUGAAACUUAACCUGUUUAAGGUGAAGCCGAUUUGGUCAGUCUCCGUCCUCGCCGCCUUCGUGGGGUUCGCCGUGCUGCGAAGAAUGCUCAACAGUAUCAAACAGGAGAACCCAAGCGUUUCGCAUAGGGCUUUGACGGGUGACAAGAUGGCGCCUCAGCUUACUGUUGAUGCAGCAUCGCCGGCCAGAAGAAAUGUGUCUGUCGUGAAAGCUUUUCUAGAAGGCGGUGAUGUGUCUCGAAGGCCUGUGUCGUCGUUGAGAUGAGAUGAGAUACGGAAUGCCGAAAUGAUAGAGUACUAAUUACACAUAUUGCACAUUGGUAGCUGACCAUUUACCUGUGAAGUUGUAGAUUUCUUCUUUUCACUUAUUAUGGUAGUGUUCUCCUGUUUAAUGAGUGUUAUCUGCAUUGUGAAGUAUCUUUAUGAUUGAUACAGGCCUUUCACAGGGCAAUAGAUGGAAAUUAAGAGGUUUGAUCUAAACGUGCUUUUCCCUCCUGUGUGCUGUUCUUUAGCUAGCAUUAGGGGCAAUUUUAUGAGUGAUUGGCCUGAUUACUUCCAACCUUUAUCUUCUGUGUAUUAGUGUUGCUUCCGCAAUGCUGAUGUAAUUUGUCAAA